AUGAAAAAAAUAAUGUCCAUCAUCUACUACACCAAAGGCGACAUUGUGUUAUCCCGUGAGCAUGCAGAACAGGUGGCCAGCGGCACAAAAGAUGCAGGCGGCAAUAACGAACACCGCCUGAAACGUCAGGCCAUGAAUUGGAAGGCUUGGCCACAAAUGCUCUGGAUAGAGGGGCUAAACUACGUCUUUGACGAUUCCAUCUCUGAUCAAACUAAGAAUGCGUUCAGAGACGCAGCGAAACAAUGGGAAAGUCAAACCUGUAUCAAUUUCACAGAAAAUCCUUCGGGUAAGAUUUACAUGAAUGUUUACCUAACAGGAUUACCAUAUCCGGCGUUGAAAAAAAUGAUCAAUAUAAUCGAUUGA
Messenger RNA from Ostertagia ostertagi, 363 nucleotides. The record is from the annotation of a GenBank genome assembly. Lineage: Eukaryota; Metazoa; Nematoda; Chromadorea; Rhabditida; Trichostrongylidae.